Molecule: messenger RNA, 4662 nt
Organism: Astrephomene gubernaculifera
Lineage: Eukaryota; Viridiplantae; Chlorophyta; Chlorophyceae; Chlamydomonadales; Astrephomenaceae
Source: the annotation of a GenBank genome assembly
AGCUCUUGGCCAUGGUAUAGUCGACAAACAUCCUACAUAGCAGCUUGCGAAGCCGACCGUGAGGCGUUGACAAGGCAAUGCGUACCGCAAUAAAGCUGAACUUCUUUGUCAACCUGCAUCCAUCCUUAGAAUGGCUAUACAGUGAAAUACCAUUACAACACUUCUAUGACCAAGGCGCUUCGUUACGCUUCUGGUAAACUACGGUGCCCCUGCCUUAUACGUCCGGAAAUGGGCGUUGAAGCCAUUAAUGAGAAAUGAAGAAGAACCCAUAGCCUUUCGUGUUUCGUCUCCGCGACACUCCUCGGCAGCUCGGUCUGGCGCAUAGCAAAGUGGCAGUUGGCGGUGGUUUCGGGGUCCAUCGCGCCGCUUUGCCAGGAGAGCGAUGGGGUGUGCGCCCAGCAGGCGCAACAACGGCGUCCCUCCACCACCUCCCAACGUCUUCUUGCCACAUUACACCCUAUCAGCCCUAGACGGCCGCGACGUCUUCGGCCCCUUCCUCAAACUCGUAUCGUACGAUCCUGCCUCGGGUGCCCUCCAGCUUUCAGCGCUGUUAGUAUGCAGUGAAGCCGCCCAACAACGGCUGCUGCAGCCGCAAUCACCACAGCAGCACCAGCACCAGCACCACCUACCAAGGCACCUGCACCUGCACCGCCGGCGUUCAGACCAGCAGCAGGAGACCGUUCCGCAGGGUCCCCAUGCGCACCUCCACGAAGCUAACCAGCAGCACCACCAGCCGCAGCACCACCAGCAGGGGUUACUAGAUCAAGAGAGCGGCGGCGGUAGUGGUGGUGGUGGUGAGGCUCAAGCAGUGGGAGCGCAGCCGCCGCCGCAGCAGCAGCAACAGCAGCAGCAUCGCACGGUGCCGUAUAUUUACUGGCGUGACGUCCAUCCGGGCGACAAUCCUGGAGCUAACCGUGGUGUUGACGGUGGCGGCGGUGGUGGUGGUAAUGGUGGUGGGAGGGUUGCAGGUGCUAAUGUUUCUGCGGCUUCAGCAACGGCGACAGCUGAAGCAACAGAGGAAGCCGCUGCGGCGGCGGCAACUACUUCUGCUGCCUCAAAGGCCGCUGCUGCUGCUGCUAUAGCAGCGGAAACAGCCGAGGUCACAGCAGCAGCAGCAGGGAUGAGGAAAACGGAUGCAACAGCUGGCAAGGCUGACACGCAAGGCAGGCCAACGCCCAGCAAGGUAGAAUUGGUGGAGAUGACAUCGGUAGCCUCCAUCGCAGCUGAGGAAGCAGCGGCAGCAGCAGCAGCAACGGCAUUUGCAGCAGCUACAAGGGAGCCACCACAACAUACAACAACGCCUCAAGAAGCAGCACAACGCACAAAACCAACUCUAACGGCCGCAUUAACCAACACCACUCCACCACCAGCUGACGUACGGAAUCCAGGAGCAACCGCAACAGCAGCACCCGUAUUGACAUCGACAACGCCGGUUAGCGCUGCGGCACCAGUACCGGCCUCCUCCUCCCCUCCCUCCCAUCCAUACGCCCCAUCAUUCCCCACCUCCCCUUUCCCCUCUUCCUCACCUUCCCCCACCGCUGCCGAUGCCUGGUACGACAGCUCCUCCUCCUCCUGUUGUACGGCAGCUGGCGAGCUGUUGUACGACUGGAGGGACUGGCACUUCUGGCGCUUCAGCCUCCGCACCACGUGCGGUACGGCGGCCAAACAGCUGCAGUACAAGUUGGAUCUGGUUCCGGGCCGCACCUUCACGGUUGCCGUACCGCCCCGUCACCUCAGCUGCUGGCACUGGGCCUUCACCACCUGCAACGGGCUGGACAGCCCCGCUAACCGGGAGCGCACCGGUGGGGUGCAGCCGCUGUGGAGGGACGUGAUGCGGCGGCACGCGGUGCAGCCUUUUCACGCGCUGGUGGGAGGCGGUGACCAGCUGUACAACGACUCCGUGUUCGCCUGCCCGCAGCUGCGCGGCUGGGACACGGCGGGCAGCGCGGCGGAGGCGGCGGCGCGGGUGGGGCUGCCGUACAGCGGGCGUGUGGCGGCGGAGGUGGAGGAGAGCUACUUCGCACACUACUGCGUGCACCUGGGGCAGCCGGUGUAUUGCGAGGCCCUGGCCAGCAUCCCCUCACUCAACACCUGGGAUGACCAUGACAUAUUCGACGGCUGGGGCUCCUACCCCGAGCCCAUCAUGCAAGCCCCCAUCGUGCGAGGUAUCUUCACAGCCGCCUCCCUCUUCUACCACCUCUUCCAGCAUCACACAACACCACAACGAGCGCCGACUGACGGUUACUGGAGCGGCUCCUCGUACAUGUCGUACUUUGGAUCCAAAACCGUUGUCGUACUGCCGGACACUCGUACGUUCCGUACGAUUAACCAGAUCUGCCCGCCGGAGUUUUACGAGGAGUUGGAGCGGCGGUUGAGGUCGUUACCCGCUUCAGUGGAGCAUGUGGUGGUUGUACUAACUGUACCUGCGAUCUACCCGCAAUUAGACGUCGUACAAUGCUUGCAGUCCCUAUCCGACCGGCUGCUCGGCUCCCCCGGCCUGCCCGCCCUGCUGGCCGGCAAGACGGGGCUGCUAGGCCGGCUGCUGCCCACCCGCUUCGGCGAGUUGGAGCUGCUGGAUGACUUCCGGGACCAGUGGGGCGCAGCGGGGCACGUGGGGGAGCGGGACAGGCUGCUGGGGCUGCUCAUGGGCUUGGCGGAGGAGAAGGGCUUCCGCGUAUCGCUCUUGAGCGGUGACGUGCACUGCGCCGGCUUCGGCCUGUACCACACCCGACGGGGAGGGCACUCGGGCAAGCAGCACCUGAAAACGAAGGAGGAGGAGGAGGAGAUGCCAGCAGCAACAGCGGCAGCAACAGCAGCGGCAGUGGAGGAGCAGGAGGUCGAUUUGGGUCUGCCGGACCCCGCGGCCCUGGCGAGCGACCCACGGUUCAUCCCGCAGAUCAUCAGCUCCGCCAUCACCAACGUGCCGCCGCCCAACUUUGUGCUGGGGCUGCUGCGGGACGCGGGAGCUAGGCCCAAGCCGGCUCUGGAGAACUGUGUGGCUCGCAUGCUGCCGCUCAGCGCUGCCAACACCCUGCUCAACGCCUCCUCCUGCUCCUGCUCCUCAUCCGCCGCCCCUGCCGCCGCCACCGCCGCAUCGUUCACCACACCCACAACCACAGCAACCAUCUCCACGCCCACUGCACCCCCUGCAAACAACAAUAACAACAACUGCAGCAGCAGCAGCGGUGGCGAAUGCGACAAGAACAAGCCAGUACAGGUGCAUGCUUCGGCGGCGAUGGUGCGGACUGCUGUGGCUGAUGACCCAAAUGAGGGGUUGCUGCUUAUCGGCGAGCGAAACUGGUGUGAGGUGGCGCAGGGGGCCAGCAACAGCAGCGGCAGCGGCGGUGGUUAUGGAUGCAGUGACAGUGAAGGUGCGGGCGACAGUGCAGCCGGCGGCGGCGGUGAGGAGGGGUCAAGCCUGGUGUUUUCAAUACGCUGCGAGAGGGGGCUGGGGUCGGGUGUGGUGCGUGCGUAUCCGGUGCGCGUGCCGCCGUUGCAGCGGUUGUGGCCACGGUGAUUGCCAGAAGACGUGAAGAGUAGUAGUAGAGGUGUGGAUGGUAGAGGUGUGAAGAAGCAACCUAUGAGCGUGGGGGGGGCGCGUAAUGGCUGGAUGAGGGUUGCGCCGUACGAGCGAUGAUGUGAGGUGUACGGCGGCUGGCGGGGCUCUGCAUGCGUUGCCAGUGUGGACCCCAGUGGCGUUAGGUGUGCAAGCCGGUGCGCGUGGGCGCGACAGCGUUACGUGUGUUAAAAUAACUGGCCGCGAGUAGGAACAUACUGGGAUGUCGGAAGAUGAAGUCCCCACUACGUGUGUGUAGCUGUCGGGAGCUUUCCCUCCGCUGGAAGCCUGAGGCGUGAGCUGAGGUGGUGUGUAUGGGCAACCCUGGAGGUAGCUGAGGGGCUGUGCUGCUGUGGGCGUGACGUCAUGUUGGCGGCAAGGGGAUUGGGAACCGGAAGAGAGUUGACUGGGAUUGGUAUUCUGCAUCAGGCUUACUGAGGAUCUGCUCCUUGGGGCUACGACCCCAUCCAUCGCCGUGAAAGGACUGCUGUGUAUUGUGCAUGCAGAAGAGCCCAUUGCAUGUGUACGUUGAGGAGCGUGUGUACCGCUUCUUGAGGAGGGUGUUGACCGACUGUGGAUUUUGUCGGCGUUGACUGGCAGGGGAUGUGGCGGCCGUGCCACGCCUGCUUUGAAACUGCUGAAGCGUAACUGUCUACCGGCAAUGGUAGGGAUGUUAGUUCGCAUGCUGCUGGGUGAAUGAGUGGACGUCACAAUGGUUCCCUAAAACCCAACCCUACCACCCUGCUAGGUGUCACGAAGUAUUGGUUUGCCACUCUGUACAUCACCAUAUACGUCAUUCAACUGUUUUGUUGUGUCGUGUAGUUGUGUAGGGUGCAAGCUUACGGCCUCGUUGCAAACUGUUGGCGAGUAGUUGCUGAGUGAACGGGUUAGAUAGAGGAGCAGCUCCGCACAUGCGGUGCAUGCUUGCCGCAUGGUUCCGCAUUGUUUUUUGGACUCGCGCAUUCGAUAUGUAUGAUGCAUGGCGACCUCGACAUUGUUAUGCAAUAGGCACUGAGGCUCGUAAAGGACUGUAACGAUAACGAUGAGGCUGGUUAGCGGUCAUGGGGACGGGGACGCCUAGGCACACCGGACUGGCCUAGCCUCAA